Molecule: messenger RNA, 648 nt
Organism: Lepus europaeus (European hare)
Lineage: Eukaryota; Metazoa; Chordata; Mammalia; Lagomorpha; Leporidae
Gene: CCDC169
Product: coiled-coil domain containing 169
Exons: 8
Coding region: 1-648 (215 amino acids)
Source: RefSeq, a predicted model, not a curated record
AUGGGGGAGGGAGGAGGUGAAAACUUCGACGGUGUGAGCACCGACCGCCUUAAGCUGGAGUUGCUGGAAGAAAUCCACAUGAAGGAUAUUGUGCAACUCUCAAUGCUUGAAAUAAGACACAAGAUAGCAGAACUGGAAGCCAAACUUAAGGGUGAUGAUGAAGGUGGUGAAUGGAAAAUCCGUUAUGAGACACAACUUGAAUUAAAUGAUCAGCUAGAAAAACAAAUUGUUUCUCUGAAAGAGAAAAUGGAAAAAUUCCGUGGAAAUCCUUCAGAUAGACUGUCUUCUAUUCGUGCCUAUGAACGAAUGCCAGUGGAAUCUUUAAAUACAUUACUUAAACAGCUAGAAAAGCAAAAAAGGAGUCUUGAGAAUCAAAUCAAAGACUAUGCACUUAAAUUGGAACAAGAAUCAAAGGCUUACCACAGGACCAACAAUGAACUCCAAAUAUACCUUGCUGAGAUGUCUCAGGCCUCAGGCUCACAUCAGGUUUCUACAAGGCAACAACACAUGGAGCAACUGCCAAAAAUGAAGGAGAAUCUAGUGAAAAUGGGAAGAUUUAAUCCAGUUCACCAGAAGACAGUGAAUGCCAAGAGAGGACCAGUAAAAAAGGUUACAAGAUCAAACCAUCUUCCAAAACUCAAUCCAUGA